AUGGCUACGGAUAUGGGAGGAUGGAGUGAGACAAAGGACGCCACUGAGGAAACUCAGAAGAUUUGUGAUCAGGUGAAGGUCGAAGUGGAGAAACAGACAGGCAACUACAGGGUAUACAAAGCAGUUAAAUACAGAGAUCUGGUUCUGUGUGGAGGAACCCACUACCUUAUCAAGGUUAAUGUUGGAGAGGACUAUGAUCAUCUGAGUGUCAACCAAGCAGCUGGGUUGGGGUACCAAGUACCUCCAUCACUGCGUGGUGUAGAGCAGCACCAAACCAAAGACGCCCCCCUCGUACCUUUCACCAACUGA
Molecule: messenger RNA, 309 nt
Organism: Epinephelus moara (kelp grouper)
Lineage: Eukaryota; Metazoa; Chordata; Actinopteri; Perciformes; Serranidae
Product: stefin-C-like
Exons: 3
Coding region: 1-309 (102 amino acids)
Cellular component (GO): cytosol
Molecular function (GO): cysteine-type endopeptidase inhibitor activity
Source: RefSeq, a predicted model, not a curated record